This is a messenger RNA of Microthlaspi erraticum, 414 nucleotides long. The record is from the annotation of a GenBank genome assembly. Lineage: Eukaryota; Viridiplantae; Streptophyta; Magnoliopsida; Brassicales; Brassicaceae.
AUGGACCCCAACGAUCCUAACGUCUAUGAAUGGAAGAAAACGAAGGACCACAUCCAGAUGCUUGGUUUUUGGGCCGAUGGUAACUACGGCAUUAUGACAUGGUGUCCUUGCGGUGAGGGUUUGAUCCAAGAAGUUGUUGACGGGACAAGAUACUACACUGCGAGCAGUACAAGCGUCCUUCACGUUCGGAAGAGGUGGGAUCUGGCUAUUGAAGAGGAGGUUCUUAGGCUAAGGGAUUCAAAUGAAGCGCAGACCACGAAGAUUCGUCAACUUAAUGGGGAGCUUGACAUUGCUAAAAGGAAGGCUACAAGGGAGGUUGGAGAGGAGGUUGCGAAGCUCAAGGAGGAGAAUGCAGAGCAGGCAAACCAGAUUCAUGACCUCACUGCUCAACAGGAAAAGCAAUACCGAGGUUAG